AUGCCAGGGCAACGAAGAAGGCGCUCUCUUAUGGGACGUGGUAGCGUGUUCCCCGGAAAUGAGCCGAGACCACCUAGUCACAAAAUCAACAACCAGCAGCACCGCAACUAUGUAGGAUUUAAUCGCCAAGCACCACCGCACCCAAAGCACCCGGACCUAAAGCAUCCGCACCUGAAGCACCUGCACCUAAAGUACCCCAAGCAUUCUACCACUGUAAGAAAUUGCACCAAUAGCUCAUGUAAGCCUGGUAGUGAUGUAGCGGAAGACAUCCCUAUGCAAGAUGCUGGAAACUGCUUUCUAAUGCUACAAGUGGCUGAUUCUGUGGCCCUGUUAACAGUCCCCCGUAACCUGUGCCACCCAAUGGUGCGUGGGUUACAUGACAUGCCCCUUAAAACGCAUCACACCUUUGUCUUCAUCAAUCAUGCCUCAAACUUGCAGAUACAGUCGUUUAGCAAGCUGUCGCAAUGA
Molecule: messenger RNA, 468 nt
Organism: Lindgomyces ingoldianus
Lineage: Eukaryota; Fungi; Ascomycota; Dothideomycetes; Pleosporales; Lindgomycetaceae
Exons: 7
Coding region: 1-468 (155 amino acids)
Source: RefSeq, a predicted model, not a curated record